Molecule: messenger RNA, 1750 nt
Organism: Hordeum vulgare subsp. vulgare (domesticated barley)
Lineage: Eukaryota; Viridiplantae; Streptophyta; Magnoliopsida; Poales; Poaceae
Product: lecithin-cholesterol acyltransferase-like 1
Exons: 2
Coding region: 148-1476 (442 amino acids)
Biological process (GO): lipid metabolic process
Source: RefSeq, a predicted model, not a curated record
CGCAGCAGCACAGCGUGUUGGUUGGAGCAGCGUGUUGGAUCGGGCUGCACCGCAGGAGAUUCUAUCCAUCCAUCCAUCCUUGCUCUUUGUCAGCUAACACCAGCACCAUACGUACAGGCAACGCACGCAGGUGACGUAUCUCUCGCCAUGGCCAUGGCCACGAAGCUCCAAUGGCUGCCACGGCUCCUCCUGCUCGUCCACUCCACCUUCUUCCUGGUCAGCCACACCGUCGCCUUGCCGUUGCCGUGGACUCUCGACCACGCCUCCGGCCUCCACCCUGUGGUGCUGCUGCCGGGCAGCUCCUGCAGCCAGAUCGAGGUCCGCCUCACGGACGACUACGAGCCGCCGUCGGCGCUCUGCGCCGCGCACAAGGGCGACGGCCGGUGGCACCGGCUAUGGAAGAACGCCGCUGCUCCUGAUGCCGACGCCGUGUGCUUCGCCGAUCAGAUCCGCCUGGUCUACGACGAUGCCGCCGGCGAUUACCGCAACGCGCCGGGCGUCGAGACCCGCGCCCUCUCCUUCGGCUCCACCCGCGGCUUCCUCGCCGACGACACCGCAGACAAGGAGCUGUGCAUGGGGAAUCUGGUGGAGGCGUUGGAGCGAGCGGGGUACCGCGACGGCGAGACCCUCUUCGGCGCGCCCUACGACUUCCGCCACGCGCCCGCCCCGCCGGGGACGGCGAACAGGGAGGUGUCCCGGUUCCGACGGCGGCUCCGGGAGCUGGUGGAGCGCGCGAGCAGGACGAACGGCGACAUGCCGGUGGUGCUCGCCUCGCACAGCCAGGGCGGCUACUUCGCCCUCGACUUCCUCAACCGGAGCCCGCUGCCGUGGCGCAGGAGGUUCGUCAAGCACUUCGUCAUGGCCUCCACGGGCGCCGGCGGGUUCGUGCUACUGAUGCAGGGCCUCCCCUCAAGCGGCAGCUACGGCUCAGCAUCCCCCGCCGACGUCCUCUCGCCGCCGCAAGCCAGGAUGACCUUCCCUGGAACUCUCUCGGCACUGCCGUCUCCCGUCGCUUUCGACAACGACACGCCGCUGGCGGUCACACAGAACCGGAGCUACGCCGCGCGUGACAUGCCGGCGUUCCUCGCGGCGGCAGGGCUGUCGCCAUUAGAGGUGCGGCUUUACAAGACGCGUGCCCUUCCCGUGGCGCUGAGCCUCGGACCGCCGUUGGUGCCCAUGACGUGUGUCAACGGCGUCGGCGUGCCGACCGUGGAGAAGCUCGUCUACACCGGCUCCGGCGGCCUCGGGGCGGCCCCGGAGGCGGUGUAUGGCGACGGGGAUGGCGUCGUGAACUUGGCGAGCAUACUUGCGCUUGAUGUGGUGAUGGGGGGAGACCCACGGCAGGAAUACUAUAGGUCCAUCAGGAUCACCAAUAUGUCUCACCGCGGCGUCGUCUCCGACUCUCGAGCCCUCGAGCAGUUGCUCGGUGUGAUUCUUCACGACGUCGCAUCCACGGUGGAUACGCAUGCGAUGUAGUGAAAAGAAUUGGGGAGCUCACUCGUGAGGAGAUCUUGACCCAAAUGGAGGUCUCUCUUCGGAAUGGUGGUGGUGGUGGUGGUGUGGAUGGAGGUGGCCGUCGAGAUGGUGUGGUGAUUUCCCUCACGAGGAUGGUGUUUGAUUUCGUGCAUGCAUUUGGUUUGGCUCGAUCCAUAACAUGAAACAUGCUAUGUUGUAGUGAUUUCGGAUCAAACUUAAUCGAUGUGACGCCUUCCGAAUAAACUAUUUGCAUGUUUAGAUUUGAAUUCCUCAA